Molecule: messenger RNA, 4652 nt
Organism: Siniperca chuatsi (mandarin fish)
Lineage: Eukaryota; Metazoa; Chordata; Actinopteri; Centrarchiformes; Sinipercidae
Gene: nek6
Product: NIMA-related kinase 6
Exons: 10
Coding region: 166-1095 (309 amino acids)
Biological process (GO): protein phosphorylation
Molecular function (GO): ATP binding; protein kinase activity
Source: RefSeq, a predicted model, not a curated record
GAGAGAGAGAGAGAGAGAGAGAGAGAGAGAGAGAGCGCGAGAGAGAGAGACUCUGGGGAGGGGUUGCACAACAACAUGGACCAGUAUAACUUGCAAUAACUAUUCAAAGCUUUCAAGUAAGCAGGACAUUAUUGACUCCUCUUCAGUAGUGGGUGUGAUGCCACCAUGGAGGCACAGAACAACAACCAGCCCACCAUAAGCAACCAUAACAAUCUCUACAGGAUUUCUGGUCAGGAAGAUCAGAAAAACGUGCCAAGCUGUAAGUACUGCUGCACUCUGGCAAACUUCCGGAUUGAGAAGAAGAUUGGUAGGGGCCAGUUCAGUGAGGUCUACAAAGCCACAUACCUGCUGCAGGGGCAGCUGGUUGCACUCAAGAAAGUCCAGAUCUUUGAGAUGAUGGAUGCCAAGGCUCGUCAGGACUGCAUCAAAGAGAUAGAUCUAUUGAAGCAGCUGAAUCACCCCAAUGUAAUCAAAUACCUAGACUCCUUUAUUGAAGACAAUGAGCUCAACAUAGUUCUGGAGCUGGCGGAUGCUGGAGAUCUGUCCCAGAUGAUAAAGUACUUCAAGAAGAAGAGGCGACUCAUUCCAGAGAAAACUAUAUGGAAAUAUUUUGUGCAGCUCUGCAGCGCCCUGGAGCACAUGCAUUCACGCAGAGUAAUGCACCGUGAUAUCAAGCCAGCCAACGUGUUCAUAACAGCCACUGGGGAGGUAAAGUUGGGUGACCUGGGAUUAGGCCGCUUCUUCAGCUCUAAAACCACAGCAGCACACUCCUUAGUGGGGACACCUUACUACAUGUCACCAGAGAGGAUCCAUGAGAAUGGAUACAAUUUUAAGUCCGAUAUCUGGUCCCUGGGAUGUCUUCUGUAUGAGAUGGCAGCGCUGCAGAGUCCAUUUUAUGGGGACAAGAUGAACCUCCUUUCCCUCUGCCAGAAGAUUGAGCAGUGUGAUUACCCUCCCCUCCCACCUGACCAUUACUCUGAGAAGCUGCGGGACCUGGUUAGCAUGUGCAUCAGCCCGGACCCAGACCAGCGGCCGGACAUCAUCUUUGUGCUGCAGAUCGCCAAACAGAUGCACAUGUGGACUUCAAGCACCUGAGCACCAUUUCUGCUCCAAGCCCCCUCUUUGCUCAGUCUGAGGACUGCUAGAAGUAAGCUCUGCCUGAUCCUGCAGAAAAGUGUUUGUUUUACCCUUAUCUGGACAGGAGGAAACCAUGGAAAGACUUGCACAAGUGGACUGUGAUGUCUUGGCGUCCAAACACCCACUUAUUUUCUGUCAUGGAGGAUGUAAAGAGAUGCAUUAUGGUGCAGCACUCUUGGAGAGUGGAGUUUAUGAAACCACACUUGUGAGAGGGGACUGCAUUAAUGCCCUUUUCUUUGAGCUGAGGAUAGAAAGCUAUGUCUCACUAUGAUCACAGAUUUCUUUAAGCUUUUUUCUUGUAUAACUCCACAGGGUUUGCAUUCCAACUUGUGUCAGGUAAAUGUGUGCAGUAGCGUUGAGCAAUUUGUCAUCUAUCGUCUGUUAUUGUAAUCAAGGUUUUUUUAAUAUUGUCAAUUUAAGUACAUAAUUUAGGGGUCUAAAUGGACUUAGUUAAUAGUUAUUAGAAAUAACUAAGUCAGAUUUCUCUGAGAAUGAUUUCUGAAAGGAUGCAGCUUUGCCUAACUGCUAGCUUGCAGUGAGUCUAUUGUGAUGGAGAUCAUCUAGAAAACUUGACAUGUGAUACAUAUAUUUAUUUCUAUUAGAAGAAGGUCUUCUGUGUGGAAGCCAGAGUGACUGGUGGUUUCUAACUUUUCUAGGCCCAGUAUCUCAAGACAAUCAUUUAAACAUUAUCUUCAGGUUGUAGAGCACUUAGUUUUUUAAGGCCUGUUUUCCCAAAAUAGACUAAAAAUUGACAAAAUAAUCUUGAUUCAAGGUCUACUCACUAGCUUUUCCCAAAGCUUUCAACCACAUCCCAUCUGCUAAUGAAUUGCCACAGUGCCCACUUGCGUGUUAAGACUGCAGAGAGAGAAGGUUUAUCAGACCUCACUGGGACACAGCUAGUUAACUAAGCUCUCCUGUCAUUCAUGCAAAUAGAAACGCAUGGCUUAGUAGAGCUCAGGUGCUUUGUUGGUUUGAUUUUAUUUUCAAUAAAAUGAUAAGUAGGAUCAACCAUACAGCAUUACAGUCACAAACAAUUCAAUUUAAUUUAUUCAUAUAGCACCAAUUCAUAACAGAAGUUAUCUCAUUGCACUUUUCCUAUAGAGCAGGUCUAGACCAUACUCUUUAUAAAAAACAGAUGACAGUAAAAGACACAUUCUGUGGCUGGGAAGAGUAAUUAAAUGGAGUAAUCAAGAUGAUGAUGAGACAGGCAGGGAGGGUCUAACAAAAGAUUUAUUGAGUGACAUUAUGGGAAUUGUUGAAUACUUGACCAAUACUGUAUACUAGAAGUCAUGGUAUAUCAGCCUCUGCUGCUACAGUUUUGACCAUCCUUUAUUAUUUAAAUUUUAAAUUUUAACUGUCUUGCAAGUCCCCCAACAUUAUAGGAGUACAGUUCUAAAUCGCUGAAGUAACCCUUUAAGUCAUGAUUGCAGUUACCUUGGUAUAACAAGACAAUGAAGUUGUGAUCUUUAGAUAACAGGCCUAAAAAAAUCAUUAUCAUCCACCACAGCCCCUCUUGGCUUCCAGUUGUCUUUAUUUUUGAUAAGGAUUGGACUUUUAUUUUUCUCAUUGCCCAGUCUAAUUUGUGAACUAAGUAAGUGUCCUUGUUCCUGGAUGUAAUACUCGCAAACUGCGCCACCCUCUGACUUUACCCUUUUAGCUCCUUAUACUCAGUAUAUUUUGAAUUUAUUGUUGAUUUUUUGUUGCCUAAAUACUUAUAUUUUGCAUAUUCAGUGUUGAUAGUAGAAUUAAGAAAGGAAGAAAAAACAUUUUGUUUAAGGACAAUAAAAAGAUUAACAACUUAAACACACACACACACACACACACACACUGUUCUAGAAUAGUACUAGUAGUAGAAUAAUUUGUGCCGGGGUGGUGGAUGUUGUUUAGUAUUCCAAAGAAUGUUGCAUAUGAUUGCAGUUUUAUAUGAUGUACAAUACCAGAAUGCAGUUUAUGAUUUCUUCAGUGUUUAUAUGUGCAAAUAUAAACCAUUGUUACUGUGAAACUGUAGACACCAUAGAAAUGUGUGCUGUGAAAGUCAUUUUGAUAGGUAGUGCUAAACAAGAAUAUGUUCUUAUGUAAGGAUCAUAUCUAAUGCACAGUGCCUUAUACCACACAGAGGAACUGAACAUUCUUGUAUUCAUUUGCUAACCCUCUAGACCCUAUAGUGCCCCAGAACGCCGUUCUAUAUUUCACUAUAGUGCCCGUCAUUUUAAAAUCAUCCUGUGUAUCAAAACACAGAAAAGUCCUGAGCUUUGUAUUGUAGCUACUUUAAGUUGAUUUUGUUUAGCGGAUUUCCACCCUAGUGAGGACUGACCGGGUCGCGGCGACUUUUCUACAUAUAAAUUAGGCGACUUGUUCUUAUAGAAAUUGCCAAAUAGACUACCUACUACCACAUUUCUGUUGUUUGUUCUUAUCAUUGCUGUGUGGGUUGACGUGUGGGACAUUUCUCUUUUAUUCUGAAAGCCUAGCCUUAUCCAGUGAAGCAUCUGUUUUGUUAGACUGAAUAUUGACUCACAAAGCAAACGGAGAGAAAUUUUGUGGAUCACAUAUUCAUUAUAAAAUUGAGCUGAAGUUACUUCUUCUUUUAGGUAGACUGAGAUGCAUUUCUCAUUGAAUGUUUUGAUUGUUUGGCAUAAUUAUAUAUUAAUUUCAUGUAGGUCUACACCAAAGUAAAAAUAGGGUAGGAUUAUAGCUAUAUUUGUUGACAAAGCAGAUGGGUAGAAAUGUUGUGGAUCACAUUCUUGUUGUAAAAUUGAUUUGGAGUUACUUUAUCUUUGUUUAGAAUCCAUUGCAUAUCUCAUUGAAUAUUUAGAUUGUUUGGCAUCAUUACAGUUAUUCAUUUCACAUUAUGUAGGCUACAAGUAAAAAUAGCCUAAAUAGGAUGUUAUUGUUGGCUAUUAUUAGCUCACUUGGAGUACAGUUUGUAGUGACUUGCAGUUUUGAUAGAAAAAAAGUGUGUGUGAGGAAGAUAGGAUAAAUUGUGAAGUUAAAGGAAAUAGCUAUUUACAAAUUUUAGUUCUAUUUGUUGUUUUGUCUGGUGUUUUUUUAUGUGUUGAAUCAAACUCGGUCUAAACAGCUACACCCUUUCACAUAUUUGGUAUAAAUUAAAGAGGAAGUUGUGUUUUAAAAUGAACACAACUUGUGAUUGUCAUUUUCUUUUUGUUUUUGAGAUAGAGCUGUUUGUUUGGAUUGAGUAGGAAAAUGCUAAUUUAAGUGAGGGUUCUCAGUGCUCCACUGCAGCAACAUUCUAGAAUUCAACUGGGGUCUAGAGGGUUAAUGACAACUUGUAUUCUAUGCUAAUAAAAUAAAUGUAUUGCAUACACAGGAAGGGAAGUUUAGAGUUUUCAUCAUGUUUAGACAACUUAUGUAUUGUAUCUUUAUCUUCCAUCUACUGUACUUAUUGUGACUUUUCACUCAAAGUAUUGUGUCUCAAUGUUUUUACCAACUGUGCAACAUGACAUUAAAUUUAGCUCUAAGCGGAAUCACUUUAAGUGCUUCCUCUUUCUUUUAAAAGA